Molecule: messenger RNA, 1587 nt
Organism: Odobenus rosmarus divergens (Pacific walrus)
Lineage: Eukaryota; Metazoa; Chordata; Mammalia; Carnivora; Odobenidae
Exons: 2
Coding region: 1-1587 (528 amino acids)
Biological process (GO): insulin receptor signaling pathway
Cellular component (GO): plasma membrane; cytosol
Molecular function (GO): phosphatidylinositol 3-kinase binding; insulin receptor binding
Source: RefSeq, a predicted model, not a curated record
AUGAAGCCCGGAGGCGGUGGCCCCCCGGCGGCCCCGGAGUCCGAGCCGGCUGGCCUGCCCCUGGUUCUGCCGCGGCCCUGGGGCUGUCCCGCUGACGUGCGGCUCUGCGGCCACCUGCGCAAGCAGAAGUCCCAGCGCCGCCGCUUCUUCGUGCUCCGCGCCGACCCGCCGCGCCUCGAGUGCUACGAGAGCGAGAAAAAGUUCCGCGCCGGCCAAGCGCCGCCCAAGCUCAGCGCGAGCCUGGCGGGUGCGUGCACCAUCAGCAAGCGCGUGGACGCGCGCCAGCGCCACCUGAUCGUCCUCUACACGCGCGACCGCAGCCUGGGCGUGGCGGCGGCCUGCGAAGCGGAGCAGCAGGCGUGGCACAACGCCCUGCUCGAGGCGCGCGCGGCCCCCCCUGUGACCAGCCCUGUCUCUUCAGGUCCCAGCUUCCACGAGGACCCCGCCGCCUGGAUUCUCGCUCCAUUUCAGGACGUCUGGUCCGUGACACUGCGGCCCAAGGGACUGGGGCGAACACGAGGCCUGGGCAGCGGCGGCUACCGCCUGUGCCUGGGUUCGGGGGUGCUGUGCCUGCUGCGGAAGCCCAAGGGCAGAGGCUCUGGGGACACCCAGGCUUCGUCGCCGCCGCCGCCCGCCCUGCGCCUGUCCCUGCUCAGUGUGCGCCGCUGCGGCCACGCAGACUCUUUCUUCUUCCUGGAGCUCGGCCGCUCGGCGCCCACGGGUCCCGGGGAGCUGUGGCUACAGGCCCCCGAUGCUGUGGUGGCCCAAAGCAUUCACGAGACCGUGCUGGCCGCCAUGAAGCGACUCGGGGAUGGCAUCGCCGGUGGCAGGGCUGAGCCACUGCCAAGGGAUCCCCCGACGAGCGCUUACAGACCCUCCACCUCCCAACCUUAUGCGACCCUGGCCUCGGCAGCCCAGUCAAGUGGCCCGAGCCAUUGCAGGGGCCUGAGGGAGAGAAGGGGGAAAGCAACCCUCCAGACGCUGGCUACCGCAGCCUCGCAGCCCGAGGGCUUGGAGCGGGGAGGGGGCUACAUAGCCAUGGGAGCCCAGAGCGACUAUGAGCCCAUGGGGGUUGGCGAAGCAGGUGGCUACAUGGUGAUGGCACCCCCUCGCCUUGCGGCCUCUGCCCCUGCAGCUCCCCACCACCCGCUCCAAGGUUGCGGGGGCAGCGAAUACGUGCCCAUGAGCCGCCUUCUGCCAGGGUCCUUGCCCUCGAGCUCCCUGCCCCGUUCCUAUAAGCUCGGGGCCGGGGAGCCUGGACCUUCCUUCCAGGGCCCCCGCCGCAGCAUCGGGGAACGUUGGGGACCAGCAGGGGCUCAUUCCUCCUUGCAGCCGCCCUCAAAGCUAGCAGGGGAGUACGUGUGCAUCAAGUACGUGGCCCCGGACUACUUAGGAACGGGCAGUGCCAUACAAGAAGUCCCCAACAGCCACCUCAACUACGUGGACCUGGACCUGAUCCCUCCGCUGGAGGCUCGAGGUGACGCCCCCGGGUCCAUCAGGAACCGCCAGCACAGCUAUGCCUGCAUCGAGUUCCAGAACCUCAGAGAAGCUCCGGUGAGGAGAUGUGGGCAGUCCUGCCCUGUCUAG